AAGGUCACGGCGAGAACCGGUCCAACACGAACGUACCGCCGCCGUCGCCCCGCUCGGAUGUAGGGCGACGGCCGGCGACUAUUAUCAUUAAUCGUACGUGCAAGCACUUCGAUUGCGUACGCGCGCACAUCGUAAUGGUGUACGGCUGGUACAAUGCCUACGCACUGCAGCUGGUACAUCAUGGGAGUGUGGUAUUGGGUACGCGCGUACACCUUGACGAAUUCGUGUACGGUACCGGUGUUUUACGGGUACGUACGAGCGCGACGUGACGCGCAACAUUGUUGUAAUUAUUUUGUUUUUAUUUUUCAUUCGUCGAGAACCGAAAUUGCAGCAAGGUUCAGCGGUCGAACAAGAAGAUACGUAUGCUUGUUUACUGCGGUCAAUUAUUCUGAGUGAACAGCGACCAAAAUACAGUACAAAAGGCAAUUUACAUGUGAAUACACAUAAUAAAUAACUUUGUGAGCUUUGCAAGCUUUGUAUAGCAAGAAAUAAAACCUAUUUAAUUAAAAUGGCUAAAUAUGAAGACCAAUUUAACAAUACCACAAAUGGGAACUCAAAAUAUAACACGAUUAAAAACACGAAACAAUAUAACAGCAAAAUCGAUAUUAUUGUGAAUCAACUGUUUUUAAAACAGUUUACAAUGCCCACGUCCAACAAGUGGGUGCUACCUGAACUAAAAACCAUGUUAAGUUGUAGCAAAUGGGAGUUACCAGCUUUUGUCACGUUAAAAAAAUCAUUAAAUAUCGUCAAAGAUAAACUUAAUGAUUUUAACUUGGCUGAAUGGCACAAAAAUACCAAACAAAUGAAUCCAGCUGAUAAAGUUCUUUAUAAAGUUAGAGGAGCUGGCCGUCCUGAACUAUUGACUACAGCUUGGUUAAAAUUUUAUGAGAUAUUGAAUGAUAAUGAUAUAAUACCUCAACACAGUAUUGAUGAUGGUAAACUAUACAGUGUUCACUUAUGUGAAGCUCCAGGAGCAUUUAUUUCUGCUCUAAACCAUUUUAUUCAUAGCAGAGAUAUAAAUGUCGAAUGGGAUUGGGUUGGUGUUUCAUUGAAUCCAUAUCAUGAAGGAAAUGGUGAACCUGAUAUGAUUAAUGAUGAUAGAUUCAUAUUGCAUACAAUAAGUCAUUGGUUUUUUGGUCAGGAUCAAACAGGAGAUAUUUUCCAAAAAUACUUCUAUAAGGAUCUUUGCACUCAUAUCAAAAUUCGUUUUGGCAAAAAAGCAAGUUUGGUAACAGCUGAUGGUAGUAUGGAUUGUCAAGAUAAUCCGGAUGAUCAGGAAAAUAUAGUCACACGUUUGCAGACGGUAGAAACAAUGGUUGCUUUAAUGAUACUUGAAAAAGGAGGUACAUUUAUUCUGAAAAUGUUUACUAUGUUUGAGUGUAAUACGUUAUGUCGAAUGUAUUUAUUAUGUUGUGCUUUUGAUUCGGUACAAAUAAAAAAACCAGUUACAAGUAAACAAGGGAAUUCUGAGGUAUAUGUUGUUUGUCGAGGUUUUAAGGGAUUAGAAUACGUAGAACCUUUGUUACAUACAUUUUUCUUAACUUCUAAUCGUGCCUUGUCUGAUAACUGUUUGUUUCCAUUGGAAGAGUUGCCUAAAGAUUUUCUUCUAUCUGUGUAUAAAUGUUCUAAGUAUUUUAGUGAACUACAAAUUCAAGUUAUUGAGAAUAAUAUUAAACAUUUUUUGCAAAAUAUUUCAAAUGAUAUUAAAUCAUUAACAGAAUUACAAUAUUGUGUCGCUAAAACAUAUGUCGAUAAAUUUCAAAUAAGACCAAUUGACCAUUCCCAGAAAAUUAUUGGAUUAAAUAAACUUCAAGCCAUUCAAUUUGAUCUACCAAAAGUUUCAACAACAAAGGCUGUAAUGGAUUAUUCAUUUACUGAAAAACUGCGUAAAAUAGAAUGCCAAGAUUCAGCUGAAGCUAAAUUACUUCAAAAUCAAGUAAAUAGUUUCAAUCAAUUUCCAUGGAAAUAUGAUAAAGAAAUUAUAUGGUUUACCAAAGAAGAUGCCAAAAUCGACUUAUCUAAUUUGACUGUGCAAAUGGGUAGGCCUGUCUCUAUUAUUCGUAACUCAAAAUUUUGUUCAAAUGAACUUAUUGGUUAUAGCAAUCGAGCAAGAUCAUCAUUUACUAUGCCUAAAGAAACCCCUAUUAAGCGUAAAGAAUAUUUUCGGCUUAAAAUACCAAAGCAAACAGUCAAUGGUCGAUUGAUAGUUUGUGACGUAACAUCGAUUUAUACCAAUGAUUGUAUAAACAAUAGCAGAAAACAAUUAGAUUCUCUGACUUCAAUUUUAGAAUCAUUGAAAAAACUUGAGGCUUCUGACAGUUUUUUGUUAAUUGGUUAUCCAUUGCUUUCUCAAGUUAAUGUUGGUAUUUUCUAUGUGCUUGUUAAUAUUUUUCUUAAGACCGGUGUGUUCAAACCUAACGAAAUGGGUCAUGCUUUUAUAUUUUGUUCAAAAAAGAAUGACAAAUUUAUAGAUGACUUAAUAUCUAUUUUGAGUUAUGUAAAAACACAUAUUAAGAAUCUAAAUAUUACAGAAAUUGUCGAAAAGCAGGGAAAAUCCUUACUUUCCUUCUUUCCAAUUGAUAAACUUAUGUAUGAAUCUAUUUAUAAAGACAUUGUUGUUGUAAAUUGUUUACUUAUUAUCAACGAAGUGAAAAAAACUGUUUCCUAUUAUUUGCAACAAAAUUAA
Messenger RNA from Sipha flava (yellow sugarcane aphid), 2686 nucleotides. RefSeq names its product cap-specific mRNA (nucleoside-2'-O-)-methyltransferase 2-like. The record is from RefSeq and is a predicted model, not a curated record. The coding region runs from base 509 to 2686 and encodes 725 amino acids. Gene Ontology annotation, biological process: 7-methylguanosine mRNA capping. The transcript is spliced from 12 exons. Gene Ontology annotation, molecular function: methyltransferase cap1 activity. NCBI's taxonomy places the organism in Eukaryota, Metazoa, Arthropoda, Insecta, Hemiptera, Aphididae. Gene Ontology annotation, cellular component: cytoplasm; nucleus.